Pristis pectinata (smalltooth sawfish) is the source of this 1452-nucleotide messenger RNA. It is a transcript of the gene anp32b, whose product is annotated as acidic (leucine-rich) nuclear phosphoprotein 32 family, member B. NCBI's taxonomy places the organism in Eukaryota, Metazoa, Chordata, Chondrichthyes, Rhinopristiformes, Pristidae. Gene Ontology annotation, cellular component: nucleus. The coding region runs from base 165 to 941 and encodes 258 amino acids. Gene Ontology annotation, molecular function: histone binding. Gene Ontology annotation, biological process: regulation of apoptotic process. The transcript has 7 exons. The record is from RefSeq and is a predicted model, not a curated record.
CCACCCAUGGUUCUCUCGCUCGUUCUGAGCACUGCUUGCUGGUUGGCGCGGGCAGAGAAACUGGCGUUUGCUCAUAUUACCGACACACUGAGUGUAGAUCGUCAAGACUGACUUCUUGCUUGGAUUAACAAAUUCAUCAUCUUAGACCAUUUAAAAUAAAAAAAAUGGACAUGAAAAAGAGAAUCCAUUUGGAACUGCGGAACAGAACGCCGUCUGAUGUGCGAGAGCUUGUUCUGGACAACUGCAGGUCAAAUGAGGGUAAAAUUGAAGGCCUGACGGCAGAGUUUGAGAACCUGGAGUUCCUCAGCUUGAUAAAUGUUGGCCUGAUAUCUGUCGCAAACCUUCUUCGCCUUCCUAAACUGAAAAAGCUCGAGCUAAGCGACAACAGGAUUUCUGGAGGGUUAGAUGUCUUGGCAGAGAAGCUUCCAAAUCUCACACACCUAAACCUCAGUGGAAACAAACUGAAAGACAUCAGUACAUUGGAGCCUCUGCAAAAGCUGGAAAGCUUGAAGAGCCUAGAUCUUUUUAACUGUGAGGUGACGAACCUAAAUGACUACAGAGAAAGUGUAUUCAAGCUCCUCCCACAGCUCAUGUACCUAGAUGGUUACGACCAGGAAGACCGGGAGGCUCCCGACUCCGACGCAGAAGCUGAUGGUGUUGAUGACGAUGAGGAUGAUGAAGAAGGUGAGGAAGAGGAAGAAGAUGAUGAGGAGGAAGAUGGAGAGGAAGAGCUUGAUGAUGAGGAGGACGAAGAUGAAGAAGGGGAAGAUGACGAAGAUGAAGUCAGCGCAGAGGAAGAGGAGGGAUAUGGGCAGGAUGGUGAGAUUGAUGAAGAGGAGGAUGAAGAAGAGGAGGACGAGGAUGAAGAUGAAGAUGAAAGUGCAAAAGGGCAGAAAAGAAAACGAGACACAGACGAUGAAGGUGAAGAAGAUGAUGAUUAAGAAUCCAAGUGACCUGAAAGACUAUUUAGUACUCAAUGGGCUCUACUGCCCUCCCUUUUUGCCCUUCCUGCCCCUCUUGAGCCCUACCCCAGAUUGGCAACUGCUGGAUAUCGUCACAGCACUGAAUAUCACUGAGCCAGCAGUUGUCACUGUCUUGACAUUCCAUGUAUUUAUAAUGCAGUUAAUCCGUAUUCCAUGGAGUAGUAAAACUGGGUAGAAUUUGGUCCAGUGCUUUUAUGAUGUUGGGGUUUCUUAGGUUUCCUGCUAAGACUAUUACCAUAGCAACAAGAACAGAUAAAGUGAUUUGGAUAGUCAUGUUUGUAAAAUGGCUGCCUGUUACAGAGAGGUUAUAGCAUUGAUCUUUAUGUAAGUCAAAAGCUUUGUAAAUAAAAUCUUAAAAUUUUGGAUUUGUUCUACAUUGCAAUACCAUUUUGGGUGUUAUUUACAAAUGCAAGAUGUUUCUAAACUAACAGUUUUUGGAAAGUUAAUAAAUGGUUUCUUUUAAAAAGCC